AUGGAGACGACAGUGAAAAGGUUUGGCAGCGCUGUAGCAGGCAGUGUGAUUACCGCGGCGCUGGGAUCCAAGAGGAAAAGUGGCGAGAUGCUCGGCUUUUCAGCAAUGUUGCAAGCUGCAGGUGAAGGACCGUAUAGGACAGCAGAAGAUGGCGAUAGAAUGCAGAAAAUCCCCAAGCUCAGUGGGGCGCCGGAAGGGGUGAUUGACUGGAAGGACAAGGGCAAGCAAGUGGACGCGGACGAGAUGCCAGUCCAGAAUCACCAUACCAAGACGAGCCCUGAACCCACCACCACGCUCUUCGCAGCCAGGCCCGACGAUGUCACUGUUCCUCUCAAAUCCUCUGAUGGCGACGACGCGAUGCUCGAUCGCUUCAAGCGUACCGUCGAAGGUCUUGGUGCUCGCUCUGCGAAAAGCAUGGGGAAGUCUCUAGGUGGUAAUGCUGCCGCCGCCCUUGCCGAGGCACGGGCAGCUGCUGAGGCACGAGUCCGGGAGAGAAACAAGGCUGAGGACGGACAAGAUGUUUCCUCAUCUCCAGAUACCAAGGAGGCGCUCGAAGGGGCCGCUGGCCAAAUCUCCCUGCCGUUGGCCGCUGCUGUGGUUCAUACUCAGGCCGUCCCAGCUGGGGCACGUACAUCGAAGGAGUCUGAUAGGAGGUUGAGCAUGUCCGAUCUCGUCAGUUCUUCCGAGAAGGAUAGGUUCCCAGGCGGACAACCGACCAAGUUUGUCUCUGUACUUGCGGAGUCCUCGGAGAAUGGCGGUGCGACUGUCGACACCAGUACCUCAACGACACCUCCGACGACACCGCCUCCUAUGCUCAAGGUGGCUGCCCCGCCUACGCGCCCUGCCCCCGUCUUCAGCAAGCCUGCUCCUGUAUUUGUCGCGCCUCCGGCUCCGCAUCCGGCAAGUCAGGCCCCUCAACCAGUCGCAUCAGCCGGCACCAGCACAGAAUUCUCAUUCAAGUUACCUACCGCCAAUCCAUUCUCUCUUCCUGCAGCUAUGACUCUUGGUGUCCCCGCAUCAUUACCUUCUUCCAAAGGCCAGAAGGAACGCGUUCCCUUGUCUGCACAGUCGAGCAAAGCAAGCGUUUUAUCGGACGCCAUCUUCGACAAGAUCGAGGAUAUCCCAGCUUGGAUGCCUAGAACGCAGGAUACAGAAUACUCUAUUCGACCUUCACAAUCGCAGCCACAGGGCCGUACACAGGACGACAACCUCGACGACGACGAUGACAGCUGGCAUGUCGAUGAGAAAUUCUCCGCUAAUCAGAUGUGGACACCCUUCGGGUUUGCGAACGCGGAUACAGAUGACACGUGGAGUACACUACCGAGCCGGAGUACAAGUCAGAAGGGUGCAGAUACAAGAAUCGCAGCGGACACGCAGUACUUUACGACGACGACAGCCGCUCAGCCAACGAGGGACGAUGAGCGGCAUACGCACUCGGUUCCGGAUUUGCACCUGGGGAACAUGGCGAAACGGACAUUGUAG
Postia placenta MAD-698-R-SB12 is the source of this 1482-nucleotide messenger RNA. RefSeq lists its product as hypothetical. The record is from RefSeq and is a predicted model, not a curated record. Lineage: Eukaryota; Fungi; Basidiomycota; Agaricomycetes; Polyporales; Adustoporiaceae. The coding region runs from base 1 to 1482 and encodes 493 amino acids. The transcript has 2 exons.